GGUUGAUAGCAAGAGAUACAAUACCAUUUGUGGAGUCCAACACUCGGCCGAGGACCAUGGCUACUUUAUGGAUCCUGGUCUUAUGCGUCAUCUCGCCAUCGGUAUCCCAUAAAACCACCAUCUCCAAGAUCUACAGCGAUCCUGAGUUGCCACAGGACGAGCUACAGGCCAAAUGCCGAGACAAGGAAGGGGAGAUCUGUGGGUACUGUAAGCAGAUGGUAACCUGUGAUGCUUCGGGCCCAUUGCCGACCAUGUGUGGCAAAGGGACGUGGUGCAGAACUGUUGACUCAGGCGUGGAGAGCAAUGCUGGCUGUUUCCCGGAGUGCCCGGAGUGCGAGUGCCCCUCCGUGGGGCAGGACGGCCGCCUCUUCCCCGACCCUCUCGACCCGCGAACGUACUUCGUUUGCGACGACUUCGCCCUCCGUGGCCAGCGCUUCUACAGGUGUCCUCCCGGCACGCACUUCGACGCGCAGAGCGAACAGUGUGAGCUGGAUCCGCCCACGACAGCAGUGACUUUUACAACCACAUCCGCGGCCUCCUUCAGCACAUCCGCGACCUCCUUCUUCAGCACCAAUCCCUCUCGUGCGCCCACCUCGUCGCCAGCCACAACCUCCAACACCGUCGGCCUGACGACCUCUACCACCGUGUCACCCAGCGCCUGCUCGCCCGGGACUAUCAAUUGCACUUCUGAAGGCGAGUUCCCCUUCCCUUCGAACUGCCAAGAAUACUAUACCUGCGAGUUCGACUCCUCCAGCGGGUCGUACCAACCCUCGUGUUACGAAUGUCCGGAGGGAAAAGCGCUCUAUCCCGGGUGGGGAUGCCAGGACCCUCAGCACUUCGACUGCGGCGGCAAGGAAGGCCGUUUCCAGGAGGUGAGCGACUGCAGGAAGUACCACGUGUGUCUUCUCGUGGGCGAGAUGAUGUAUCACCAGGUUAUCACGUGUCCAAACGGCCAGGGCUACGACGAGGUGCUGGGAGCAUGCGCACCUGUCGCCUGCGCCGACAAGUGUAUUGACGUUCCGAGGGUCUAUGACAGGGAAUAAUCAUUGGAAUUCA
Messenger RNA from Penaeus vannamei (Pacific white shrimp), 1056 nucleotides. RefSeq lists its product as uncharacterized. Gene Ontology annotation, cellular component: extracellular region. The record is from RefSeq and is a predicted model, not a curated record. Lineage: Eukaryota; Metazoa; Arthropoda; Malacostraca; Decapoda; Penaeidae. Gene Ontology annotation, molecular function: chitin binding.